AUGCUGUCUAGACAGACUUGUUUUGGGGUGGCUAACUGUUGUAACAGCAAAAAGUUAUACGCUGGAUUGCGCAUCAAUGAACAGCCAAGCAACAGCAAUGAGACUGAAUCGGACGAUGACGAGAGGAAUCCGGGCUUGCUUGAUGCCGCUAUCGCCCAACUGUUAAAUUCCGACACCGAAGACGAGGAAUUUGAUGGAUUCGUAGAAGAGGAAUGA
Messenger RNA from Echinostoma caproni, 216 nucleotides. The record is from the annotation of a GenBank genome assembly. Lineage: Eukaryota; Metazoa; Platyhelminthes; Trematoda; Plagiorchiida; Echinostomatidae.